CCUGAUGCUCUGCCAGAUCAUGCCUCACGACUUAUACAAAGUACAUUUGUAGGCCAAUCUUCCGCCGGAUUGGUUGAGUUAAGGACCGGGCCGAAUAAGCCGGUGCUGGGCGGAAUGUUUCGCGAUCGAUAAUCUGGGCGCGAACACACGCUUGUCCGUCUCCGCCAUCGUCCCCCCUCGAACGCCCCUCAAAAGCCCGACCUACUAGAAGAUCCAAAGCCGAGUCCUCGAUCGCGCACCCCGCAUUCCACCAUGUCUUCCCCCCAGCCCCGCACCUUCGUGCUCGCGUCGCGCAAGUCGCCAAUGGCGCAGGCGCAGACCGUCCAGGUGCAAGCCGCGCUCCGCGCCCUCGACACCUCCCCCUCCGCCCCCAAAUUCGAGACCUCGUUCAUGUCUACCGCAGGCGACAAGAACCAGGUGCAGGCGCUGUACUUCCUCGGCGGGAAGGAGCUGUGGACGGGGGACCUUGAGGUGGCGCUGAAGGAGCGCGCGGCGGAUAUGCUGGUGCAUAGCUUGAAGGACGUACCGACGGUGUUGCCGGAGGGGUUCGUGCUGGCGGGGAUAUCGGAGAGGGACGAGCCGGUGGAUGUGAUGUGCGUGAAAGCGGGGAUGCCGUGGAGGACGCCGGAGGAGCUGCCGGAGGGGAGCGUGGUGGGGACGAGCAGCGUGCGGAGGAUCGCGAUGCUGAAGAGGCGGUUUCCGCAUCUGAAGUUCCUCGAUGUGCGCGGCAACAUUGCUACCCGCCUCGCAAAGCUCGAUGACCCUGCCCUCCCCUACGCCGCCCUCAUCGCCGCCAAGGCUGGCCUCGUCCGCGUCAACCUCCAACAUCGCAUCACCUGCGACCUCGCCCCACCCACAUACUCCUACGCCGUUGGUCAAGGCGCGCUCGGUAUCGAGGUUCGCGCCGACGACACUGAGGCGCUCGCCCUCUGCAAGCGAAUCACCCACUGGCCAUCCCUGUGGCGCUGCCGUGCCGAACGCGCAUGCUUGCGGGAGCUCGAGGGCGGCUGCAGUGUGCCCGUAGGUGUCGUUAGCGCUAUCGAGAUAGAAAACGAGGGCGAGGGUGAAGAGGCAGUGGGGCGCGCGGGCGUGCUCUCGCUAACGGCAGGCGUGACGUCGGUGGACGGGACGGAGCACGUCCAGCACGAGAUCCGGGAGCAUGUACGGAGCGUGGAGGAGGCGGAGGCACUGGGCGUGCGGAUGGCGAAGACGCUGAAGCAGAACGGCGCGCAGAAGAUAUUGGAGGACAUCACGCUCGACCGGCAACGAAGGAUGGAGGAGGCGCAGCGGACGGACGACUUGAAGAAGCUGAAUCAGACGGUUGAGUGAAUGCUCAUCGGUGUAUAUCUUACUGU
Messenger RNA from Schizophyllum commune H4-8, 1355 nucleotides. RefSeq names its product porphobilinogen deaminase. Gene Ontology annotation, cellular component: cytoplasm. Gene Ontology annotation, biological process: heme biosynthetic process. Gene Ontology annotation, molecular function: hydroxymethylbilane synthase activity. The transcript is spliced from 4 exons. Lineage: Eukaryota; Fungi; Basidiomycota; Agaricomycetes; Agaricales; Schizophyllaceae. Bases 253 to 1329 code for a protein of 358 amino acids. The record is from RefSeq and is a predicted model, not a curated record.